AGUGUGCGAGGAGGCAAGGCGGCGUAGGUGUUGCGUGCAGGCGUCCAGCAGGAUGGUGGGAGAUUCACGGCUAGCCUGGCCAGACAUCCUGGUCAUGUGCGGAUACUUUCUAAGUGUUCUUGGUGUGGGCGUGUGGUCGUCUCGGAAGGGCCAAGGCAGCACAAUGUCGGGCUACUUCCUCGCCUCUCGCAACAUGAACUGGCUCCUCGUGGGCGGUUCUCUCUUCGCCAGUAACAUCGGAUCGGGCCAUUUCAUCGGCUUGGCUGGGGCGGGGGCGGCGUCUGGAGUGGCAGCUCAUGGAUACGAACAAGGGGCAAUCUAUGGGUUGCUGCUUCUCGGGUGGGUGUUCGUCCCAGUGUACAUGAGUGCCGGUGUUUAUACCAUGCCGGAAUACCUGACGAUGAGGUACGGAGGUCAUCGCAUCAGAGUCACUCUGACUUGUCUCUCUCUGGUUCUCUACAUCUUCACUAAAAUUGCCGUGGACUUGUACGCGGGGGCACUCUUCAUCCAGCAGGCCAUGAACCAAACUUCCCAGGGAGCUCUGUACGGGAGUGUGGCAGUGCUACUUGCUGUGGCUGCCGUGUUCACCAUUGCCGGCGGCCUCACCACCGUCGUGUACACUGACAUGCUGCAGACCAUUCUCAUGGUGGUGGGCUCCUUCGUCCUCGCUGGCAUGUCUUUCCAUGCAGUGGGUGGCUACAGGAACUUAGUGGAGAGUUUUCCCUACGCCAUGCCCACGGUGGUAAGCCUGGACGCCCACAACCAGACGUGCGGGCGGCCGUCCCCCUAUUACAUGAACCUUUUGCGGCCCAUUGAUUCUGAAAACCAUGACUACCCAUGGCUAGGCAUGACAGUUGGCAUGGCCGUUCUGCAGGUGUGGUACUGGUGCACUGACCAGGUGAUCGUGCAGCGGACCCUAGCCAGCAGGAGCAUGCUUCACGCCAAAGGAGGCACCAUCUUCGCAGCCUACCUCAAGUACCUGCCGCUAUGGAUCAUGACAUUCCCGGGCAUGGCGGCGAGGAUCCUCUACCCAGACCGCGUGGCCUGCUCCACCGCCGAGCAAUGCAUGGCCGUGUGUGGCAGCGAGCGAGGGUGCACCAACUCCGCCUACGUGGAGCUGGUUCUCAACCUGCUGCCUGCGGGGCUGAGAGGAUUGAUGUUGGCGGUGAUGAUGGCUGCCCUAAUGUCCUCCCUUACCUCAGUUUUUAAUUCGGCCUCGACUAUCGUCAGCGUCGACAUUUGGCGGUUAUUGAGGACGAAUGGCCCGUUGUGGUGCCGCGGGUCGCCCUCUGAACUAGAAAUGAUCGUGGUGGGCAGGAUUUCCGUGGUGCUGCUGGUGGUCGCCUCUGUCAUCUGGAUCCCCGUCAUUCAGAAUUCCACCAACACUGAGCUCUUCAAUUAUAUCAAUACCAUCAUUGCCGCCCUCUGCUCUCCAAUCUGCGCCCUCUUCGUGCUAGCCCUCUUCUGUCCGAGAGUCAAUGAGCAGGGUGCCUUCUGGGGUUUCGUGACGGGACUUGUGGUAGGCACCGUGCGUUUCGUGGCAGAAUUCUCUUAUGCAGUUCCUCCUUGUGGCUCAGAUGAACCAGAUCUGCGUCCAGCCUUCAUCAAGAAUAUGGUGGGGACAGUUCACUACAUGCACUUUGCCUUGCUGUGCUGGUGGGUGACGGUGCUGAUGGCGUACAGCGUGUCCCUUGUCACCAAACCUAUACCUGCCGAAAGGUUGUACCGACUAACUUUCUGGUCUAGACGAGAUCCAAGAAUACGUCUGGCCAAGGAGCCUUCCAGCACUCAGCAGCGUCAAGACAAACAGUACUCCCGUGGCGACGUGGAGAAUUCCCCGUCCCAGGCCCAAGACAGAAAUCAACACACCACAGACAUGUGGUGGUGGCGGGCGGUGCUGCGGGUGUGUGGGUCGUCUGAUGCGGCGGAGGCUGAGGGGCAGCCCAGACUCACCGCGGCAGACCUAACUGAAGAAGAGAAGGCCCAAAGAGCAGCGGAGUUCCUCAAGGAGCCCCCUUAUUGGAGGAGGAUCGUCAACAUCAACGCAGUGAUCUGCCUCACAUUAAGUUCAUUCGUCUACGGCUUCUAUGCUUGAACAACAGAGCCUCUCCGUCUGCUGGCCACACUUUCAAAUACAUACAAAAGA
Messenger RNA from Portunus trituberculatus (swimming crab), 2146 nucleotides. Its product is annotated as sodium/glucose cotransporter 4-like. The transcript is spliced from 14 exons. The record is from RefSeq and is a predicted model, not a curated record. Gene Ontology annotation, cellular component: plasma membrane. NCBI's taxonomy places the organism in Eukaryota, Metazoa, Arthropoda, Malacostraca, Decapoda, Portunidae. Bases 53 to 2095 code for a protein of 680 amino acids. Gene Ontology annotation, biological process: transmembrane transport. Gene Ontology annotation, molecular function: D-glucose:sodium symporter activity.